Messenger RNA from Parascedosporium putredinis, 1578 nucleotides. The record is from the annotation of a GenBank genome assembly. NCBI's taxonomy places the organism in Eukaryota, Fungi, Ascomycota, Sordariomycetes, Microascales, Microascaceae.
AUGUCCGCUGCCCAACUACUUAAUCCCAAGGCCGAGUCUCGCAGGCGGGGUGAAGCUCUCCAGGUCAACAUCAGUGCUGGUGAGGGCCUGCAGAAUGUGCUCAAAUCCAACCUCGGCCCUCUGGGCACGAUAAAAAUGCUUGUUGAUGGCGGUGGCCAGAUCAAGCUCACAAAGGACGGAAAUGUGCUACUCCGAGAGAUGCAGAUCAAGAACCCUACUGCUGUCAUGAUUGCGCGAGCCGCUACCGCUCAGGACGACAUCUGUGGAGAUGGAACGACAUCUGUCGUGCUGCUUGUCGGUGAGCUGCUGAAGCAGGCCGAGAGGCACAUCGCAGAAGGACUACACCCCCGUAUCAUCACCGACGGCUUCGAAAUUGCCAAGGCCGAAUCCCUAAAGUUCCUGGAUCAGUUCAAGCUUCCCCGAGAUAUCGACCGAGAACUCCUCAUCAACGUUGCCAGGACCGCCCUGGCUACCAAGCUCAACUCGACUCUCGCCACUAAGCUUACUCCCGACAUUGUCGACGCCGUCCUUGCCAUCUACCAGGCUCCCGCGAAGCCCGAUCUGCAUAUGAUUGAGAUUAUGAAGAUGCAGCACAGGACAGCGUCUGAUACUCAACUCAUCAAGGGUCUUGCUCUCGACCACGGCGCGCGGCACCCCGAUAUGCCAAAGAGGGUAGAAAAUGCCUUCAUCUUGACUCUUAACGUCAGCUUGGAGUACGAAAAGACGGAGAUCAACUCCAGCUUCUUCUAUUCUAGCGCCGAGCAGAGGGACAAGCUUGUGGAGAGCGAGCGCAGGUUCGUCGAUGACAAGCUUAUCAAGAUUGUCGAUCUCAAGAAGCGCGUAUGCGGUAGCGAUCCUAAGAAGAACUUUAACGGCAUCCUUGCCCUCAGGAGGGCCAAGAGGAGAAACAUGGAGCGCCUUCAGCUUGUGUGCGGCGGUAUCGCGCAGAACAGCGUGGACGACCUUAGCCCCGAUGUUCUCGGUUGGGCUGGCCUUGUUUACGAGCAGACCCUAGGUGAAGAGAAGUACACGUUUGUCGAGGAGGUCAAGGAUCCCAAGUCUGUCACCCUCCUGAUCAAGGGUCCCAACCAGCAUACCAUCACCCAGGUCACGGAUGCGGUUCGUGAUGGUUUGAGGAGCGUCUACAACACCAUUGUCGACAAGAGCGUUAUUCCCGGCGGUGGUGCCUUCCAGGUCGCUUGCGCCGCUCACCUCAGGAGCGACGCCUUCUCCAGGACCGUCAAGGGCAAGGCCAAGUGGGGUGUUUCCGCAUUUGCCGAUGCUCUUCUCAUCAUUCCCAAGACCCUCGCCGCGAACGCCGGUCACGAUAUUCAGGAUGCUUUGGCGUCUCUUCAAGAUGAGCAUGCGGAUGGCAAUGUUGUCGGCCUUGACCUCAUCAGCGGUGAGCCCAUGGACCCCGAGCUUGAGGGUGUUUACGACUCUUUCCGAGUGUUGCGCAACUGCAUCGCUUCGAGUUCUAGCAUUGCCGCCAACCUCCUACUCUGCGACGAACUGCUCAAGGCAAGGCAGAUGGGCAGGCAGAGCGGACCCGGUGGCAUGGAGGCCCCUGAGAUGUAA